Brassica oleracea var. oleracea is the source of this 1554-nucleotide messenger RNA. Its product is annotated as pyruvate kinase, cytosolic isozyme-like. Gene Ontology annotation, biological process: glycolytic process. The transcript has 4 exons. Gene Ontology annotation, cellular component: cytoplasm. The coding region runs from base 237 to 1385 and encodes 382 amino acids. The record is from RefSeq and is a predicted model, not a curated record. Gene Ontology annotation, molecular function: magnesium ion binding; pyruvate kinase activity; potassium ion binding. Lineage: Eukaryota; Viridiplantae; Streptophyta; Magnoliopsida; Brassicales; Brassicaceae.
UUCUCUUGUUUUAAUCUUUUUUGGCCCAAGCCUAUUCCUAUAAAUCUUUCCUUUUUCCUUUUUCGUGUGUAUCUAAAGAUCUGUGGACGGUACCUAACAUCCCAAGGUAAAAAAACAAACCUAGCCGCCGUCACAAACGAACGCAGAGAAAAAAGAAGCGUCGCCUAGCACCACCGCGCCUCCGCCGCCCUCCGUGAAACCGUUAUCUAGAAGCAAAACAAAGGGGAUUUUUCAGAAUGGCGUAUGAACAAAAAAUUAAGAUUGGAGCGGCAAAGACUAAGAUGGUGUGGACACUUGGAGCAGCGUCUAGAUCAGUUGUGAUGAUAGAGAAGCUUCUCGAAGCUGGUAUGAACAUAGCCCGAUUCGAUUUCUCUGAGGGGUCUCACGCACACCACCAAGAAACUAUCAUUAAUCUCAGAACCGCCAUACGGAACACUGGUAUCCUCUGCGCCGUCAUGCUCGACACAAAGGGUCCUGAGAUACGAACUGGAGAAGGAGAGACUAUUAAUCUCCCCACGCUUACACGGAAAGAUAAAGUUGAUAUUGUUCAAUGGGGGAUUCCGAAUAGGAUCGACAUCAUUAUUCUGUCCUCUGUUCACAAAGGGUCUGAUCUAGACCAAGUCAGGAACUUGCUUGGUAUGCACGCAAACAACAUCAUGCUUAUGUCAAAGAUUGACAACGAAGAAGCAGCUGCUAAUGUGGAUGAGAUUAUGGAGAAAACUGAUGCAGUCUUGUUGGCUAGAGGCAGUCCGGGAGUGGAUCAGAAAAAGAUGAUCGACAAGGCUAGUGCACUCGGGAUACCGAUCGUGACAGCCGUACAGAUUCUUGGGGGCCAAACCACCGACGACGACCUCCCCAACGCUGUCCUCGAUUGCACCACCGAUUGCGUCAUGCUCCUAGCCGACGAAGAAGAAGCUCACCCUGACACCGCCUUGCAAAGAAUUUCAAGCCUCUGCAAAGAGUUGGAGAGUUCCAUCGAUUACAAAGCUGUGCAGCAAAAAAUAAGGAAAGCUCUUCCGAGACCGUUACAACCCAUCACGGCGAGGAAAGCCGCUUACGCCUGUUGGAAGUACCCCAAAGCAAAGGCUAUCAUUAUCACUGCCAAGGCUGCGGUAAAUCUUGUGGCCAGGUGCAGGCCGAGCGUUCCUGUUCUCUUGGUUGUUUCGAUGUCGGAGUCCUUCAAAUGGUGGUCUCAUGUGGCCAGUCAUGGCUUGGUGUCCCGUGGGAUCAUUCCGCUGAUGGGGGCGGAAUCGAAAACGAUUGAGGACAUGAUUAGUUUCGGUGUCCAAGUCGCAAAGAAAGAGGGAAUCUGUAAUGCUGGAGAUUUAGUGGUGGCGCUCCGCGUCCUCAAUGGCUGUCCUGUCCUCCAGCCUCUGCAUGUUUAGUAGGCGCUUUUCAUGAACGAUGUGCAACUUUCAAGUUUACUAGUUUAAUCUCGGUGUUUGAAUAACUGAUACUUCAGACGUGUUGGACGCAUGUCUGUCUUAUCCAUCGUUAUGUACUAUGACAAUCUUACUUAUAAAUUAUAAAAAGUAUGAUGUACUUGUGCUAUUA